AAAUCAAGAAGUUGUGUAACUAGUAAAACCACCGUAGGUAGAGCAUGGGAAAAUAUGAAAAGGCGAGUAUAACCGAGUUUCCGGGAACACUUUUGAGUUCUUCAUUUUCAGUGUGUGUUCCCUGAACGACGAUCUGCUUGACGCCGCUCCAGAAAGUUGAUGUAUGCGAAGCGGUGUUGGCACCAAGUGUCAGAAUGAGAUGUCGUCUCAUAGCGGCUCCUUUGUGCAAAUCAAGUUCGAUGACAUCCACUUCUUCGAGAACUGUGGCGGCGGCAGCUUCGGAAGUGUGUACCGGGCCAGAUGGAUCUCCCAGGACAAAGAGGUGGCGGUGAAAAAGCUGCUCAAGAUUGAGAACGAGGCUGAAAUCCUCAGCGUCCUCAGCCACCGUAACAUCAUCCAGUUUUAUGGCGCCGUCGUUGAGGCUCCUAACUAUGGAAUUGUCACUGAAUAUGCCAGUGGCGGAUCGCUGUAUGACUACCUUUCCUGCGAUGAGAGUGAAGAAAUGGACAUGGGGCACAUUAUGACAUGGGCUACAGAAAUCGCCAGAGGAAUCCACUAUUUACACGCAGAGGCCCCUGUAAAGGUGAUCCACAGAGACCUGAAAUCAAGGAACGUUGUUAUAACAUCAGAUAAAGUCCUCAAGAUUUGUGAUUUUGGGGCCUCCAAGUUUCUGACCCACACGACACAUAUGUCUUUGGUGGGGACCUUUCCAUGGAUGGCGCCUGAGGUCAUCCAGAGUCUGCCAGUGUCUGAGACCUGUGACACCUUCUCUUAUGCUGUGGUGCUUUGGGAAAUGCUGACGCGCGAGAUCCCCUUCAAAGGCCUGGAAGGCUUACAGGUGGCUUGGCUUGUAGUGGAAAAAGAGGAGAGGUUGACUGUCCCCAGUGGCUGUCCUGCCAGCUUUGCAGAGCUGAUGAGGGACUGCUGGAUGACAGAUCCAAAAACGAGGCCAACGUUCAAGCAGAUCCUCUCUACUUUGGAGGCCAUGGCGAACGACAGCCAACUCCCUCAACAGUGCAACUCUUUCCUCCACAACAAGUCUGAAUGGAGGUAUGAGAUCGAAGCCACACUCGACAGGCUGAAGAAGCUAGAGAGAGACCUGAGUAGCAAAGAGCAGGAACUGAAGGAGAGAGAGCGACGUCUGAAGAUGUGGGAGCGCAAACUCAUCGAACAGUCUAACAGCCCGCUGCUUCCCACCCUCGACAUCUACACGUGGACAGAGGAACAUGUGUAUUUCUGGAUGCAGCAAAUAUUUGGUGAAGAGGGGAGUGCAUAUGGCAUGCACCUGUAUGCUGAUCUGUUUCGAGACAAUCACAUAACUGGAAAAAGGCUCUUAUUACUGUCAGAGAACGACAUGCGGGACAUGGGCAUCAAGUCCAAAGGUCACGUCAUGCACCUGAAGAGUGAAAUUGAAAAGCUGACCAAUGAUUACCUCGGGCUAGUCCACUUUCCACCACUGCUUAAGGAGGAGCUUGAAAAUGAGGUGGAAAGUAGUAAAAGUGUUCAUCUGGAGCUCGUCUUUGGGUACCACUGGAAGCCAGGCACUGGAAAAUCUGACUGCAAGUGGAAAAUGUUCCUUGAACUUGACGGAGACGACGUGGCUUUAACUUACAUUAAGGAUGUCAUCUUCAGCCCCAAUCGACAGGAUGUGGAGCCCAUGCGAAUGACUAAGCUGCCGUUUGUGAUGGACAAAUGGAUCGUCGGAAUACAACCCAACCAGAAGGUGGACUACGUAGUCAGCUAUAAGAGUAAUGUCAGGUUACCAAAGUCAACUAGACACAGCUGUCCCAUGACGUGGUGUCAGACUGGUGGACAGGAUGAGAUCAAAACAGUGGAGCUUGUCAUCGAAUCAACGCCAGCUCACUUCGACUUGAGCCCCACGAGCAGGUCGAACUCUGAUAUCGAUCAGGCUUGGAUGCGCAGUGUGAGGCUGCGGCAGAUUGUCAGGCAGAAAACGCAGAAGCCCACUGCCGCCCUCCCCACCUUCACCAGCGCUGGAGCGUGCACUCUUACUCAGUUCCUGUCGGUGCACGAAAGCCAAGCGUCGUCCUACGCGGCAGCAGCGCGGCGCUCGCCCAUCCGCGCCCACGUCAAUUCCUGGAAUGACUCUCGCAGCUCCUCGCCGACCGGCGGCCUGUCGCCCAAACUGUCGACGCUCUAUUUGGGGUCAAAGGGCAGCAGCCCGUGCAGCACGACGUCAGAGGGCAUGUCUGAGCGAGAGCGGCCCCUCAGCGCGGGUGUAGUGCACGAGUAUAGAAGACAGGGCUUUUUCGGCAGCACGGCUGGUCAAGGUAGGGGCAAUACGAGAGGAGGCCAAAGCGGCAAUAAAAGUAACAAAAGCCCCCAACAACCAGGGAGGCCGCGUUCCAACAGUUACAGCGCCACACCGCAGUACCGCCAACGCGUGAUACCCGGUAUAAUGUCAAUGACCGAAAACCCCAAUGAGGAAGGGGAGGAGACCAAAACCAGUAGCGACGGUGGCUGGAUCAAAGUCGAGCGCCACAAAAGAUUACCGCGACAGGACAAUAAAGCGGUCAGAGGUCGGUCGAGGAGAGGUGGCCGAGGAGGGCGGGGUGCUGGGGGCAGGACUUAAUACAGCGGACACCAUACAUGUCAUCACCUGAAUGUGUUCACCAUGUAAAUACUAUUUUCUUACAUGCUCUAAAAGGGAGUUGCACAAAAUGUAUUUGAAUAAAUAGUUUUUUUUUUUUUAAACUGGCUGCUGUAUAGGUAAUAUAUAUAAUGCUCAGCAUGUAUUUAUUAAAGUUACAACAUGCCUAUAA
Messenger RNA from Phyllopteryx taeniolatus (common seadragon), 2783 nucleotides. It is a transcript of the gene map3k20a, whose product is annotated as mitogen-activated protein kinase kinase kinase 20a. Gene Ontology annotation, cellular component: cytoplasm. Lineage: Eukaryota; Metazoa; Chordata; Actinopteri; Syngnathiformes; Syngnathidae. Gene Ontology annotation, biological process: protein phosphorylation. The transcript is spliced from 20 exons. The coding region runs from base 164 to 2593 and encodes 809 amino acids. Gene Ontology annotation, molecular function: protein kinase activity; protein binding; ATP binding. The record is from RefSeq and is a predicted model, not a curated record.